AUGCUGAGGGCAUGUGUUCUAGACCUCAAGGGCAACUGGGACGAUCACUUUGCUCUUACAGAGUUCGCCUACAAUAACAGCUUUCAAUCCAACAUAGGCAUGGCUCCUUACGAAGCUCUUUAUGGUCGUCCCUACCGAGCUCCUCAGUGCUGGGCAGAAGUUUCUCCUAUAAAAGGCUUGAUGAGGUUUAAGAAGAAGGGAAAGCCAGCGCCUCAUUUUGUCAGACCUUUUGAGAUCUUAGAUCGUGUGGGAGCCGUAGCAUACCGCCUAGCACUGCCUAUUUCACUAGUCAACAUCCACAACGUCUUCCACAUAUCCAUGUUGAAGAAGUACAUGCCAGAUAAGUUACCUAUCGUUAGCUGCAAGCAGGUCAAACUUACAGAUGAUGCUUCCUACACUGAGGAACCUAUUCGCAUCUUAGACUACAAGGAGCAAGUCCUGCGUACAAAGAUGAUACCACUGGUUAAGGUCAUAUGGUCUCAUAACAGAGAAGAAGAGGUAACCUGGGAAAGGGAAGUAGAAGUUAAGGAGAAGUACCCUCACCUAUUCGGCGACACAUCAUAG
Messenger RNA from Magnolia sinica, 564 nucleotides. RefSeq lists its product as uncharacterized. Lineage: Eukaryota; Viridiplantae; Streptophyta; Magnoliopsida; Magnoliales; Magnoliaceae. The record is from RefSeq and is a predicted model, not a curated record. The transcript has 2 exons. Gene Ontology annotation, molecular function: nucleic acid binding. Bases 1 to 564 code for a protein of 187 amino acids.